This is a messenger RNA of Tachyglossus aculeatus (Australian echidna), 1620 nucleotides long. RefSeq names its product NMD3 ribosome export adaptor (gene NMD3). The transcript is spliced from 16 exons. Gene Ontology annotation, biological process: ribosomal large subunit export from nucleus. NCBI's taxonomy places the organism in Eukaryota, Metazoa, Chordata, Mammalia, Monotremata, Tachyglossidae. Gene Ontology annotation, cellular component: nucleus; cytoplasm. The record is from RefSeq and is a predicted model, not a curated record. Bases 37 to 1548 code for a protein of 503 amino acids. Gene Ontology annotation, molecular function: ribosomal large subunit binding.
CGGCGGCGUCCGCGUGCGGGGUGCAGUGUGAGGGCAAUGGAGUACAUGAAGGGACCCGCCGUCAGUAGCCAGGGCAACAUCCUGUGCUGCCAGUGUGGCGUUCUUAUCCCUCCGAAUCCUGCCAACAUGUGUGUGGCAUGCUUACGAACCCAAGUAGACAUUAGUGAAGGAAUUCCGAAACAAGUCUCGGUUCAUUUCUGCAAACAGUGUGAAAGGUAUCUUCAGCCACCAGCAACUUGGGUGCAGUGUGCCUUAGAAUCUAGGGAACUUCUUACUUUAUGUUUGAAAAAAAUCAAGGCCUCUUUAAGCAAGGUACGGUUGAUAGAAGCAGGCUUUGUUUGGACAGAACCGCACUCCAAAAGGCUUAAAGUUAAGCUGACUAUACAAAAAGAGGUGAUGAAUGGAGCAAUUCUUCAGCAGGUGUUUGUGGUGGAGUAUAUUGUCCAGGCUCAGAUGUGUGAUGACUGCCACAGAGUUGAAGCUAAGGAUUUCUGGAAAGCUGUAGUUCAAGUCAGACAAAAGACCCUGCACAAAAAGACCUUCUUUUAUCUGGAGCAGUUGAUUUUAAAGCACAGAGUCCAUCAAAAUUCACUUCGCAUCAAAGAAAUUCACGAUGGGUUGGAUUUCUAUUACGGUUCAAAGCAACAUGCCCAGAAAAUGGUUGACUUUCUGCAGUGCACUGUUCCUUCAAGAUUCAAAGCCUCUCAACGACUGAUUUCUCAUGAUAUCCAUAGUAACACCUACAAUUACAAAAGCACUUUCUCUGUGGAAAUUGUUCCAAUAUGCAAGGACAAUGUUGUCUGUCUGUCUCCAAAACUGGCACAAAGCUUGGGAAAUAUGAGCCAAAUAUGUGUUUGCAUUCGUGUAACCAGUACUAUUCACCUCAUUGAUCCUAAUACUUUGCAAAUUGCAGAUAUUGAUGGAAACACUUACUGGCGUCAUCCCUUCAAUAGUUUAUGCCACCCAAAGCAACUGGAGGAGUUUAUUGUAAUGGAAUGCAGUAUGGUCCGAGACCAAAAGCAUGGUGCAGGUGCUGGGAUGAGAUCCAAUAAGCACACCCUUGCGGAAGUCUGGGUUCAAAAAACAUCGGAGAUGAAUACAGAUAAUCAGUAUUUCUGCCGCACUCACCUGGGACAUCUGUUAAAUCCUGGAGACCUGGUGUUGGGGUUUGAUUUGGCCAACUGCAACUUAAAUGAUGAAUUUGCAAAUAAGAUGAACCCCAAUCAUGUGCCUGAUGUGGUGUUAAUUAAGAAGCGUUAUGACCGCACUAAACGGCAGCGUCGGAGGAACUGGAAGUUGAAGGAACUUGAAAGGGACAGAGAGGGCAUGGAUACAGAUGAUGAAAGGCAGUACCAGGAUUUCCUUGAAGAUCUUGAAGAAGAUGAGGCGAUUAGAAGGAACGUCAAUAUUUAUAAAAACUUGGAAAUCCCAGUGGAGAGUGACACAGAUGACGAAGGGGCCCCUCGCAUCAGUCUGGCUGAGAUGCUUGAGGAUCUCCACAUCUCUCAUGAUGCUACUGGUGGAGAGGGAGCAGAGAUGAUGUCCUAAUGAAGCUGCUGCAAUUAUAAUCUCUUGCUGUUCAAAAGAAAAAAACACGAAAUAAACCAUUUAAAGAGGUGA